AAAAGGGCUUUUGAGAGAAAUGACACAAUACAUGGCUUCAACCGAUAUCAUCACGGUUCUGUUUACAGGCGAUGGUGGACGUAUCUCGGCUACUUUCACAUGGUGGAAUGUCGCUGUAGCAGCUGCAUUUAUCCUCAUCAAUGUCUUUAUGUCCAUGUCGCUGCGGUUAAAGCUCGAAGGUCCAUUACUCAUCAGCUCGAUACGAUGUGUUAUACAACUUACGCUUAUGGGCCUCAUUUUGCAGGAUGUCUUUCGAGCACAGAAUCCAUAUUACGUUGCAUUUAUGACAGCUGUUCUAAUACUAUUGAGUACGUAUGAGACGGUAUAUGACAAAUCGGAUCGCACCUGGCAUGGAAUGUUCAUGACAGUCCUUGUCAACACUGCAUUUUCGACACUUUUGAUUGGCAUCAUUGGCACACGGUGGGCCAUGGAAGAAAAGAACUUUUGGGUACCAGAAAUCUUUAUUCCGACCAUUGGUCUAUUACUCGGCAUUACUACUGGCUCUAUGGCUGUCAGCUUAGAUAAUUGUCUGACCGAGCUGACUGAGAAUCAAGGUCGCAUUGAGACGUAUCUGGCAUACGGCGCUACGCGAUUUGAGGCCUCGAGAUCGAUUGCUAUUGACGCUGUACGACUAGCGAUGUUGCCCACAAUUAAUCGCAUGUCGAUCGUUGGUCUCAUCACCAUACCAGGCACCAUGAGUGGUCAAAUAUUAAACAACGUUCCCAUCAUGAAUGCGGUUCGCUAUCAGAUAGUCAUCUCUUUCAUGAUAUCAGCGAGUUCGGGUAUAGCUGUCUUGGGAGUUGUAGCAAUGUGUAUGCAUGCAAUAGUUGAUGGGAAACAUCGCUUGCGAGCAGAGCGUGUAAACAAAGUCCAUAUACCUAUACUCUACGAUAUCAAGCGUUUAAUUAUUGGUGUGUGGAAGAAGGCAACACGUACACUAUGUGGUUGUUGUAAAAGAUCCUUGAAAAGCGCAGACGACGAACGACGACCAUUAUUAUCCAGCAAUCGAGUGGAUGAGGAUUAGUCUUUAGCAAUAACAGCAUGGACGACAAAAGCUGUCACCUGGCUACACAAGGCGAAAGCGAUGCACCUCACUUUGAUUCCAAGGGUCUGCUGAAAAAACGGAGACUUGAAACGGAUGGGAGCAGCUUUAUAAGCACCAGAUUGCCUUUGUACGUACUGAUGUGUGGUUCUUAAUAAUAACGCAUUCAGCUAACAGCAUGAAAUAGAGUAAAAAUGAGCCCAUAUUAAAUUAUGUGUAGUACUAAGAUAAAAUUUGGAACCAUAUCCUUGAUGAAAUAAAGAUUAAAAC
Zychaea mexicana is the source of this 1312-nucleotide messenger RNA. RefSeq lists its product as uncharacterized. Bases 20 to 1024 code for a protein of 334 amino acids. The transcript is spliced from 8 exons. NCBI's taxonomy places the organism in Eukaryota, Fungi, Mucoromycota, Mucoromycetes, Mucorales, Lichtheimiaceae. The record is from RefSeq and is a predicted model, not a curated record.